AUGGCCCCAAGCAUGUCCCUUUUCUCGAUCAAUGCGAUCAUAAUUCUAAACUCAGAAGACGGCUCCCGCGUCUUCACAAAAUACUACAACGCACCACAUCAGCAGUCUUCUGGCCACUCCAAUGCGCCGGCCCCAGCAUACACGGAUUUGAAGUCGCAAAAAGCGUUCGAGAAGGGAUUACUAGAAAAAACAGCGAAACAGACAGGCGAUAUCAUCCUCUACGACAACCGACUCGUGCUAUACAAAUCCGAGGCCGACGUGAUGAUGUACGUGAUCGGUGGGGCGGACGAGAACGAGGUGAUGUUAUACAACGUCGUCUUAUGUCUGCGGGAUAGUUUGCAUUUACUGUUCAAGUAUUUCCUCCUCCCUGCUACGCACUUGAAUUUUGGGACUAACGGCGUCAGGCAAUCCGUGGACAAGCGUACGAUAAUCGAGAACUAUGAUCAAGUGGCUUUGGCGGUCGAUGAGAUUGUGGAUGAUGGCAUUAUUCUGGAGACGGACCCGACGAUUAUCGUGCAGAGGGUUAGCAAGGCGCCGACGCAGGAUGUUGCGCAGUUGAAGGGGAUUGAUUUGAGUGAGCAGGGGAUGAAUAAUUUAGCGCAGUUUGGAAAGGCGAAGUUGGGGGAUUGGUUGAGGCAAGGGUUGUGA
Glarea lozoyensis ATCC 20868 is the source of this 648-nucleotide messenger RNA. Its product is annotated as SNARE-like protein. Gene Ontology annotation, biological process: intracellular protein transport; retrograde vesicle-mediated transport, Golgi to endoplasmic reticulum; intra-Golgi vesicle-mediated transport. The transcript is spliced from 2 exons. Gene Ontology annotation, cellular component: COPI vesicle coat. NCBI's taxonomy places the organism in Eukaryota, Fungi, Ascomycota, Leotiomycetes, Helotiales, Helotiaceae. Bases 1 to 648 code for a protein of 215 amino acids. The record is from RefSeq and is a predicted model, not a curated record.